AUGCUCCUCACCCCCGCCCUCCUCACCCUCCCCCUCCUCGCCGCCGCCAUCCCCACAAACCGCGGCCAGCUCGCAUUCAACCAGGCCCCCGCCCUCAGCGACCACGCGAGCGGCGACAUCAAGCACGCCAACUAUGAGGGUUUCUCGUUGGACCUCAAUGAACUCAGGCUGGUCCAGUUCAGCGAGGAUGAGCCCCCGGUCUGGAUGACCGAGCUGCAGAAGAUCGAGACCAAGGCGAAGGGUGUCCGUUUCAUGGACAUUACCGAUACACCAAGCCUAGGGUUCUCGGGCUACCUCCUGCCCUCGGCCGCCAAUGUCAAGUACUCGUACCCCACCCCAGGCAACCACACCAAGGAGAUCAAGAAGAUUAUCAAGGGGCUUGAUAUCGGCUACAUGAAGAAGUUCUUGACCAAGUUUACUUCCUUUCGCACGAGGUAUUACAGGUCCGACACCGGCAAGGAGAGUCAGCAGUUCCUCUUGAAGACCCUCAAGGACAUCGCGAAACCCCACUCGGGCAUCACUAUCAAAGAGUUCCCGCACCCCUGGGGCCAAAACUCCAUCAUCGUCCACUUCUCUCCCUCCUCCUCCUCCGCCAAAGAAGAGCCUGUGACCAUCAUUGGCGCCCACCAAGACUCUGCCAACUCUUGGCCCUUCCUCCCCGCCCCCGGCGCCGACGACGAUGGGUCCGGUACAACCUCCUCAUUGGAAGCUUUCCGCAAUCUCGUCGCCGCCAACUACACCCCCUCCUCCCCUCUCGAGUUCCACUACUUCUCUGCUGAAGAAGGUGGACUCCUCGGUUCGCAGGCUGUGGCAAAGAGCUAUGAGGAGGAAGGCAAGAAGGUGCGGGCGAUGUUGCAGAUGGAUAUGACUGCUUGGGUGAAGGAGGGGACGGAGGAGAGGGUGGGCGUUGUGCAGGACUUUGUGGACCCGGGACUUACCGAUUUUGUUGAGGGGCUCAUCUCAGAGUACUUGUCUAUUCCUUCCGUCAAGACCAAGUGCUCUUACGCUUGUUCCGAUCACGCUUCUUUCGGUAAAGCUGGCUACCAAUCUGCCUUUGCCAUCGAGGCCACCUUUGAAGACUCCAACACACGCAACAUCCACUCCACCCAAGAUACAUUCGACCACCCCGAAUUCUCUUGGACGCAUAUGCGAGAGUUCUCCAAGCUUGCUAUCGCUUUUGCCCUCGAGCUUGCUGGUUCUUCCGAGUAG
Molecule: messenger RNA, 1209 nt
Organism: Cryptococcus wingfieldii CBS 7118
Lineage: Eukaryota; Fungi; Basidiomycota; Tremellomycetes; Tremellales; Cryptococcaceae
Product: bacterial leucyl aminopeptidase
Exons: 8
Coding region: 1-1209 (402 amino acids)
Biological process (GO): proteolysis
Molecular function (GO): metalloexopeptidase activity
Source: RefSeq, a predicted model, not a curated record